Messenger RNA from Alligator mississippiensis (American alligator), 8558 nucleotides. It is a transcript of the gene FRK, whose product is annotated as fyn related Src family tyrosine kinase. The transcript has 8 exons. Gene Ontology annotation, biological process: protein phosphorylation; cell differentiation; innate immune response. Gene Ontology annotation, molecular function: signaling receptor binding; ATP binding; non-membrane spanning protein tyrosine kinase activity. The record is from RefSeq and is a predicted model, not a curated record. Lineage: Eukaryota; Metazoa; Chordata; Crocodylia; Alligatoridae. The coding region runs from base 538 to 2172 and encodes 544 amino acids. Gene Ontology annotation, cellular component: extrinsic component of cytoplasmic side of plasma membrane.
AAAGCAACAGGCUGACCGGGCUGGUUAAUCAUUACUAAGAGCUAGAACAUGCAGAGAGAUUCACUACUAACUACGCAACAGGAACUCAUUUGAGAGAAGAAAAGAAUCAUCAGAAACAGCAAAACUACCAAAGAAUCAAUGCUUAGAUUUUCUCAUUAUUUUUACUUUUUUUGUGUGGGGGACACAAGGAUCAAUGAUUUUUUGUUCCUCCAAGAUUUCAGACUAUACACUGUUCAUACGUGUUUUCUUGUUUGGACGAGGAAGUGAAAAAUUCCCCCAUAUGAGCUAUUGCACUUUAAUGCUCAAGUUUCACUCCUGACUCCGGAGUUGCCUUGUAAUGAGCUCUCAGUGGAGCUCUGGAAAGAGAAGUUUCCAGCUGCAGUAAGAUUUAUUUCAUUUUGUGCCAAGAGGGAAAAGAAAUUCUACAAAGAACUAAAAUGUUGAUGAUGCAGACAUUUGCUUAAGGGUGUUGCACCUGGGAGACAAAGAAAAAGAAUAAGGAGGAAAGAGAAGGCGGCUCAAAGGAAGAGUAUCAGGAUGGGGAACUUUUGCCAGAAACACUGCCCUUGUUUUGUGUCUUGUGCUCCUUGGCUACUCCAAGAGAGAGACUGUGAACAGAGUGAGAAAUACAAGACUGGCCAAGUCAUCCACAAUCCAGCCUUGGUAGGGAAUGACUUUCAGCCACGCAGCCUCUCCCAGGGAACAUGGAAUAUGCCUGAGCCAGACAACAAAUAUAAAACAAAGCCUCUUCCUCCUCUGCCUUGUCCAAAGCAGAAAAACUGCAGGUUUGUGGCAUUGUUUGACUACCAGGCCCGCACUGAGGAGGAUCUGAGCUUCUGUGCCGGGGAUAAGCUUGAGGUACUGGAUUCAUCCCAAGAAGGCUGGUGGUAUGCUAGGCUUCUCCUGGAGAGUGAGUCAACACGAACUGGUCGCAAGCUCCAAGGCUACAUCCCUGCCAAUUAUGUAGCUGCUGAUGAAAGCAUUGAGGCUGAGCCAUGGUUUUUUGGCUCAAUCAAACGAGCAGAUGCAGAGAAACAACUGCUAUACCCCGGAAACCAGAAAGGAGCCUUCCUAAUUCGAGAAAGUGAAAGUUUAAAAGGAGAAUUCUCACUUUCAGUUUUUGAUGGAACAACUGUGAAACACUACAGGAUCAGAAAGAUGGAUGAAGGGACAUUUUUUUUAAGCAGAAGGAAGAUUUUUAAAACCUUGAAAGAUUUUGUUGACUACUAUAGUAAGGACGGUGAUGGACUCUGUGUAACACUUGGGAACCCAUGUAUAAAGAAAGAAAUUCCUACUCCUUUUGAUUUGUCAUACAAAACGGUGGAUCAUUGGGAGAUUGACCGAAAAUCUCUGAAACUGUUGAAAAAAUUAGGCUCUGGCCAGUUUGGUGAGGUGUGGGAAGGAUUAUGGAAUCACAAUACCCCAGUGGCUAUCAAAACAUUGAAGCCAGGUUCAAUGGAUCCACAAGACUUCCUGAGGGAGGCACAAAUAAUGAAGAACCUGAGACAUCCGAAACUUAUACAGCUCUAUGCGGUUUGCACUUUAGAGGAUCCAAUUUAUAUUAUUACUGAGCUGAUGAGACAUGGAAGUCUGUUAGAAUACCUCCAAAAAGAUGCAGGCUCACAGAUCCAUCUGCCUCAACAAACAGACAUGGCAGCUCAAGUUGCCUCAGGAAUGGCUUACCUCGAAUCCCAGAACUAUAUCCACCGGGAUCUGGCAGCCAGGAAUGUCCUUGUUGGGGAACACAAUGUUUACAAAGUGGCAGAUUUUGGCCUUGCCAGAGUUUUUAAGGUAGGAAAUGAAAAUAUAUAUGAGGCUAAACAUGAAACAAAACUCCCAGUGAAAUGGACUGCUCCUGAAGCAAUCCGCUCCAGUAAGUUUACCAUCAAGUCUGAUGUGUGGUCAUUUGGAAUACUUCUAUUUGAAAUAAUGACAUAUGGAAAAAUGCCAUAUCCUGGUCUGAUGGGAUAUCAGGUAGUCCAGAAACUGGAUGAAGGAUAUAGACUCCCUAAGCCAAACAACUGCCCACAACAACUUUACAACAUUAUGCAGAAGUGCUGGAAUGCAGAGCCUAAAGAACGGCCCACGUUUGAAACGUUGCACUGGCAACUAGAGGAUUAUAUUGAACUGGACUCUUCAUCCUAUACUGAUGCGAGUGAUUUUGUAAAAUGAACUCUUUAGCAAACACUGAGUAAAAUGCAAUGAUUACUUCAAUGAACAUGACAAAGUAUAAGUGAAAUCAAUUUAUCCUUCAAAUAUGAGAGAGGAGAAGUUAAAUUAUUAGAUGAAACAAGAAUGUUAUAUAUUUUCAAGUCUGGGCUAAUGCUCUGGAACACUUCAUAUUUGAAUACCAGGAAUUAUCUUGCAAUAUUAAGCAAAAUGAAACUAAGAGCCUUUUGGGGAUUUGUAAAAUAAAUGAUCUUCCUUUAUUUUUACAUAACAAAUCAAAAGAAUGAACAAGGGACAUAAUGUUGUUGCUUAAUAAGCAUUAGAGUUUUUUACUGUUUACUUAUUACAGUAGGCAUUUGUUAUUCCCUUGAUCGUUGAAUCCCAUUGGUUUGCUCUUAUGAAGAAAUUUGGUUACUAUGUUGCACAGCAGGACCUGUGCUUUGAGCUAUCUUUUUUUUUUUUUUUAAACGAUCUGUGACUAUUAUAAUGGCAAAUCCACAUUACAUACCUUGAUUGGACUUGGAAAGCACAUGACUUUCCUGUAAAGGCAAAUGAAACUGAUAUUACGAAACAGAAAUAAAGUAUCUCUUAUUUUUCAGAAGCAAAUGGGAUUUUCAUGCACCUAUCAUGCCUUUCUUAUAAAAAUAAUUGCAAUUAUUAUUAGAUUCUUAAUGUUGUGUCAUACAAUGUUAUAGAGUCAACACACUUUUAUUAUUCAUUGAAGAGCGUACAGGCAUUUUCUAAUUCAUAAAUUCAUUGAUGCCUACACAGUCAGUUGGGUGGCAAACUGGCUUGGUGGUUGUACCCACAGAGUGGUGGUGGACGGGUCGUUUUUGACCUGGAGAGAUGUGGGCAGUGGAGUUCCCCAGGGCUCGGUCCUUGGACCUGUGCUAUUCAACAUCUUUGUCAGUGACUUGGAGGUGGGCAUGGAAAGCAUGCUGUCCAAAUUCAUUGAUGACACAAAGAUUUGGGGAGAAGUGGGCACACUGGAGGGGAGGGACAGGAUCCAACUAGAACUAGACAGGUUACAGAGGUGAGCAGAUGAGCAUAGAAUGGAAUUCAAUGCAGACAAGUGCAAGGUGCUGCAUCAAAGGGAGAAAGAACCUGCAACAUACUUAUAAGCUGGGGAACACCCUUCUCAACAACACGGUUGCAGAAAGGGGUCUUGGAGUCAUUGUUGGCUCCAGGAUGGACAUGAGCUGCCAAUGUGAGGAAGCAGUCAGUAGGGCUAACUGCAUCUUGUCAUGCAUCUACGUAUGCAUCACUAUCAGGUCCAAGGAGGUGAUCCUUCCCCUCUAUGUGGCAUGGUCAGGCCACAGUUGGAGUACUGCAUUCAGUUCUGGGAGCUGCACUUCAGGAGGGAUGUGGACAGCAUCAAGAGGGUCCAGAGGAGGGCCACUCGCAUGGUCAGGGCGCAGCAGGCCAGGACCUAUGAAUAUAGACUGAAGGGCCUGAAUCUAUUCAGCCUCCACAAGAGAAGGCUCAGAGGGGAUCUGGUGGCUGUCUAUAAACUCACCAGGGGGGACCAGCAGAAAAUAGGUGAGGCUCUGUUCCCCCAGGCACCACCUGGGAUAACAAGGAAUAAUGGCCACAAAUUGAUUGAGAGCAGGUUCAGGCUUGAUAUCAGGAGGCAUUACUUUAUGGUUAGAGCUGCCAGGCUCUGGAAUGGGCUCCCAAGGGAGGUGGUGCUCUCCCCUACUUUGGGGGUCUUCAAGAGGAGGUUGGACAGAUAUCUGGCUGGGGUAUAAUGAUCCCAGCACUCGUUCCUGCCCUGGGCAGUGGGUUGGGCUUGUUGAUCUAUUUAGGUCCCUUCUGACUCUAGAAACUAUGAAACUAUGACAUUUUAAAGAAACAUGAAGUUGUGAAGAUUGUUUUAAAUUAAAUGAGUAUGGUCUUAACAUUUUGGAAGGAGGCAACAAAGCUUACUCAUCUGAUAGCCAUAGGCCAAGUAUCAGCCUAAGAAUUUUACAGCAGUCUGCAAAAUGGUUAUAUUGCGUGCUUACCUUAUAUUCAAAUAUAUCUUCCUGCUUUCAUAAAGCAUGGAAUGAGGUUAUGGGCUGUUUGUUUUGCUACAGGAGAAAUGAAGCCCAAUUUUAAGUUAUUGACAUUUAAAGCAUUGUUUUACAGUUCUCCUGAUCAGCCAGUGCUCUGAAUUGUGCCAGACCUUGAAGGUUGUAUGUACACGAUAAUGAAGUGCUUGCUUUUCCUCCUUUCAGAAUGCAUUAUUGGUGAAUUAUUACUUACUUAACUAUACUAUAGUCUCAACUGUUAGUGAGACUGUAACAGGGGCACCAUCUGGGUGGUUGCAAGUCCCUAGAGGCCACCAAAAUUCCCCUUUUUUCCUGUUCACUGUGGGAAUGGUCUCUCUUUCACUUUCCUGCCAUGUCUUGAUGUCCUUUAUGGUAAUAAAGGGGAGGCAUGCCGAGCUUCCCAGGCUUGUUCUUGCUUCAAGGAGCACCUGGAGGUGUGGGUCCCUUGCUUUAAUGGCUAAUGGCAUGGCUCCAUACUUCCCCAUACACCGUGUCCCAUGCCUUGCAGACUUUGAAUCUCCAAUGAGACUUUUUGUUGGGGUUUUAGCCUUCCUUGCUUCUGCCCCUCUACUCUGGUUGAUCCCACAGCCCAGGUCCACUGCUCUAGGCGUGGCUUCUGGGCCCCAGCCCCAGCCCUCGCUCUGCCUUGAACCUGUCCCAGCAGGGCUCAAGAGAAGCACAUACCCCUGGGAUGUUACUGGGUCAUCUGAAAACCACCCCUCAUAGUCUACCCCAAACCACCGGUUUAAAUUGCAACAUGAACAUUAAUCCCCUAGGAUACAGCAUAAGAAGAAAAUGAAGGCUGUAUGCAAGCAUCUCUUUCUGUCUCUGGGUCACUCUUUCUUGUUCCCCAGCCUGCAGAGCAGCUUUCUUCCUGUUCCACAACUCUCAGGGCUGUUCCCCCACUGGCUCAACCCCAGGGCUUAUAUAGCUCUGGCCUAAGUCCUCUCCUAGUCAUGUGAUGCCCCAGUCAGCUGACCUGACUACAGGGCUGUUUUUAACCCCUGCUCUUCCAGCUGGCUGUGCUCUAAAAACUCUGCCCUGACAGGGGCUGUACCACUUUCUAGUAACAAGGCCAGGAGUCCCUGUUAUUGACACAGUGUCUAGGCUCAAAAAGGUGUCCUACUAUUUUCUCUUUGACUCUACUAGGAAAGUCCAAAACUUACAUAAAUAAAUGGAAGGAUUUAUUAAUCUGCAUCUCUUCUUGCUUCUUGUCUUCUAUUUCCUUUUCUUUUACUCCCACAUCAAGCACAUUCAUGCCUUCAUACCACCCACUUCUUAUCUUAUUUCUUAUUCCUUUUUAUUAACAGGUUUUCUUCUUUCAUAUGCACUCCAUUCUUUGUCAUCUACUAAGAACCAUCCCUCACCUAACCCCUUAUUAUAAAGUUUCUUCUCUCCUAUUGUUCUCUUUUUUCUGUCCAGUAUAUUUCUGUAUUCUUAUUUCUCUGUCCACCUUGGCUAGCACAUACACUGCAUUUUCUUCCACUGUCCUCCACAGUUCAAUUACUUUACUGCCACAACAUCUUUGUGAUGUUGAAAAGUAUUACAUUCCCACAGAAGAAAGAAAAGGUUAAAUGAUUUAGUUAAAGAUGCAGUGAAACUCAGUGUUGGUAUAGAACUCAAUUCAAGAGUCCCAGGCAUGGUUUCAUGCUGUUAUGCUUUCCCUCUUUAUAACAAAAGCUUACACUGACUUCUCAGUAGAGUAACAAACUCUGUUACUGGUUAAUGGCCAGCAGCCUGAUGGAAUUUAUGAUGACCAUAAAACUAUCAGCCUGUGUGUCAAUCCUCUAGUCAUAAACUGGGUCUGGUGCCCUUACAACGUGAGUUGAAGAGGUCUGCCAAACUAGCCAAGCACAAGAAGACUAUGAAUAACCUAUUAUUUUUCUAUGAAAAAUAUCACUGCCACGAGUUGCCAGUCUUGAUGAUCAGGUUAUAUUUUGAAAAAGAUUUCACACUUCAAAAAAUUGAAAACAUUUUAAACAAAAGUUCAGUUUUCCUUGACACUUUAUCAGAAGGGAAAGUAGCCAAGAACUUUACAGGGUUGGUGUGAUUAAAAACAAGAAGUACAUUUAAGAACCUCAGAAUUUUAGAUAGAAUGUAAAGUAAGUAAAUAUUACUGACUAUGACAGAAAGGUCAUGAGUAUCCUGUAGCAAGGGAAGUACUGAAUCAGAAGAAAAUCUAAAGCAAGAAAUUAGCAAAAAAUUCAAAAUCAGACCAGAAUGGUCAGUACAUUUUAUGCUGAAGUGGGUGCAGUUCUUUCCUAUGCAUAAUUACUUCACUUAAAGUCAGUUUCAAUGAACAGCUUUAUAUUUUGUUGGAAAGCAGGAGAAUUUAUCUGUAGGAAAUAUUCCUGUAUCAACACAUUGUAAAGUAUGCAUUUAUAAAUCAGUUAUUUCCUCCUCCCUUCAAAGUGAAUGCUAUAAAAUCUCUCUUUGACACCAUAAUUAAUUUUUUUCCUAAAAUGAGAAUGUAACUGCUAUAUAUUUCUGGGCCAAAUCAAUUCUUUUAUUUUCAUAAUAUCUAUUUGAAAUAUUUAUUUUGUGUGGUCUUAUUUAAAUGUAGUUUAAAUACUUUGUAAACCUGUGAUUUGCCUAGGCAUCUAAAGAUUGUAGUGCACCAGCUGCACUAACUGACACAGAAGAUUUUGAAGGUAUAUGGACACAGAAAUUUGUGCAGGUUUUCAAGAUUGUACAUACUUAAAAAGCUGAUGUUCAGGAGCUGAGACAUCAUGCAUGGUGCAAUAACCUUGAAAGAACAGAACUAUGAAUUCUACAAUACAUAGCGACCUAUCUGAACUUGAUGUGGUGAGGGUUGUACUGCAUAGAUUAUACAUCCACCACAUGAUGAGCAGCAAUGAUUUUGUGUUGUCUUGAUUUCCAUCAGGUAGAACACUGAGUUCAGACUGUUUUUAAGCCUGAGGAUUCAUUUCUUACACAAAGUCAUAUGGACCAGGCAUCUUGCAUCCUUUAACUGCUUCUUUGGGAGGUAGAAUUUUAAACCACAAAGUAGAAUCUGGAUUCAGGUCAAGCUUCAGCAAAAUUUGGGGAUGUUCACACUCUUAUUUUUUUUCCAGAGCUAUUCAUUUAGAAAGAUUAAGAAAGUUCUGUAUCUUUAACAUCAGACUCAGUCACUCUCUUUCAAGUUGAAUAGUUUCUUAGCGUAUAAAAAUGUCCUGUCAAAAUCAAAGGACGAUGGUGGGAUUCAACAUAAGAACGGCAAAGAACUGGCAAUAAGAUGAAAGUGACUGCAUAUGAAUGGGUUUUUUCUUGGCAGCCUUGUACCUUAUGUAAUUUUUUUUUUUGGCUUGGGUAUCAUGGUCACAGAAUACCAACAUUCUAAUUUUUCUCCAUUUCUAAUUUUGGUUCUACUGCAAAAUCAAGCCCCAAACAAAGCAGAGAAAAUAUAGAGCAAUAUAGAAUAUUGAAGAUUUUUUUUUCAUUCUUUCUUAAUAUAAGCAUGUAGCUGAUCAACCUGUGUGGCUAUCAGACUUUGGUAGAGUUCAAACUUGCUGGGCUGUAGUGCCAUAUCACUUAGUGCUAAAAUGUUUCUAUUAGAUGGCUUCCUUAAUCCAAUCCAUUUCAUAAGAAUUCUAUUGAUAUGACAGAGAACAAUUAUAGUCAAAGCUCUUUUGUGGUUGGUUUAAAUUAAACACCAAGGUUAUGGUUUCCAGUUAUAGGGCACACUAAAACGAGUUUAACUUAUUGCACUUGAUUCUCGAGGCCUAUUCUGUUCAAGGUUCUGCCAAAACAAUCUAUUGCACUUGUUUUUACUUGAUGGAUCAUGGAAGGAAAAUAAUGGAUUCAGUUAUGAGAAGCAGUAAUAGAUUUUUUUGAACUGACAUAAAUGUCUAUGUUUAGAUAGAAGCAAGGGAUCAGGAAGAGAUAAGUUGAAUUUUUCUACAAUAGAUGAGCUCUUGUAAAAUUCACAUCACAUAAAUUGUACUGAGACCUCUCUUUAUGUAAUGUUUUAUUUAUGUAAUUCAGUUAUUUUUUAAAGCUAAAUCAUUUUACGUGCUCCUUCAGAAGAUCGUUUUGACAUAAGCUUAAAAGUUUCAAGUCAGAUAAGAAGAAUCCUCAAUUCUGCUAAACUCUCUGUUCUUUAAAAAGCUAUGAAGUAACACCAUUACCUUAAUAAUUAUGGAGGCUUCAGACUAUUUCUGAUUCUUGCCAAAAAGUCUUUGCAUAGUUCACCUGUAUUCUAGAACAUGUAUAGAACAUUUCUAAAGGUCUGAUACUACCUUAUGCAAGUGAAGGCUGAACUCAUAUUGAACUCUGUGGUUCACGGUUGUAUCAAAAGUGUAUUGUGUACACAGCAGAAACAUGCCAUAGAACAAUACAGAAUUAUUUUACCAACUUUUA